AUGGAUGCAACUUUUGCUUUAACGCUUAUAGAAGCUGUCUUGAUUUUGCUGGCUAUAGCAAUUUCUGCUGCUGUCAGAUUAAUCUCUCCACUUCAUGAUAGUUGUAAAGAUGUUGGUGAUUCAAUUCCCACCGUUUCUUCUCAUUCUCGUAUCAUUGUUGCUCCUCCUGCAAUCAAGUAUGAGGUUUUUCUUAGCUUUAGAGGGGAAGACACUCGUCACACUUUUUCAAGUUAUCUCUAUGAAGCACUUCGCCAAGCAGGCAUUCAUACUUUCAUGGAUGAGAAGAUCGAAAAAGGAGAUUAUAUCUCACCGAUCCUUCUGAAAACAAUAGAGCAAUCGGAGAUAUCUUUGAUCGUUUUCUCUAAAGAUUAUGCUUCUUCAACAUGGUGUAUGGAUGAGCUCGUUCACAUUACGAAAUGUAAGGAUAAGUACGGAAGGCUUGUCGUCCCAAUUUUCUACAACGUAGAUCCAUCAAAUAUUCGAAAAAAGAAUGGGAGAUUUGGAGAUAGAUUUACUAAGCUCAAGCAGAGAUUUAAGCACGACCAAAAAAGAGUGCAAGAGUGGGAAAAUGCUUUGAUUGAAGCAGCAAGUCUAUCUGGGUGGGAUUCAAAGAAUUUCAGGCCUGAAUCCGAACUUGUCAAAAAGACUGUCAAAGAUGUUUUGAGCAAAUUGAAGCGCAAGUCAUCCAUUCACAUGGAAGGCCUGGUUGGGAUCAAUCAUCAGAUUCAGAAAGUUGAAGAGUUAGUAAGUGAAGCUCGCACUGUGGGAAUAUGGGGCAUGGGUGGUAUUGGCAAGACCACUCUUGCUAGGGCCGUAUUUGACAGAUUGAAGCCAGAGUUUGAAGCUCUCUGCUUUGCUAAAGAUGUGAAACAACAGCUGGCGGAAAGGAAUGGAUUGGAUGAAUUGCUAAAAAAAAGCCUUAAAGAAUUAUUAAAAGAUGACGAUAUUAAUGCUUACGAUUUAAGAUCCGCUUCUGUCAGGACAAGGCUUCAGCGUAAAAAAAUUCUUCUCGUACUUGAUGAUGUGGACAAUUUUAUAACAGCUGAAGAUUUAAUCAAAGCAUGUAAUUGGUUUGGGGAAGGAAGUAGAAUUAUUAUCACAUCGAGAGAUAUGCAAGUGCUUAAAAAUACUUCUGCUUCUGCAUCUCCAGCAACAUAUCAAGUUCCGGAAUUGGAUCCCCAUCAUUCCCUUCAUCUCUUUAGUUUGAAUGCUUUCAAGCAAAAUCAGCCAUUCGAAAACUACUUGGAGCUAUCAAAGCGGGUAGUUGAUUAUUGUAAAGGAAAUCCUUUAGCUCUGAAAGUGUUGGGUGGCUAUCUCCAUGAUAGAGGAAAAGAAGUGUGGGAAAAUAUUGACAUGAGUGAACUUAAAGACAGAUCCCUCAUCUUUGUUUCUGGAUGUGGUAAUAUUCAGAUGCAUGCUCUACUAACGAAUAUGGGUCUUGAAAUUUCAAAGCAACAAUUAAAAUCUGAUCCUGAAAAUCCCAUUCGGCUGUCGGGGCAUGAGAAUAUUUAUCGUUAUUUUUCCAACAAUGACAAGCAAUUUCCAAACCUGGAGGAAAUAAGUCUAUGGGAUUCAAAAAAUCUUAGGGCACUCCCGGAUUUGUCUCAAGCCCCUAAGAUUGAACGGAUAAUUCUUCGUGGUUGUGUGAAUUUGGGUCAAAUCCAUUCUUCAACUGUCCCAGAAAAGGAUAUCAAUUUAUUUAUAAAAGAUUGUGGGCCAAUGCAAAUAAAUGUUGGGGGCAGUAUGCACGAGAGAAGUUCAUCAGGGUUAGUGAUUGUGCACAAUUCUUUGGAUCUUGCCGAUUUGGCAUUCAAUAAAGUGACAAUGAAGGUGAUGUUAUACGGCAAGAUGAUAUGUGGUGUUGGAUUUAAGCAUGUGAGAAUGCCAUUGAAAGAGACGGCAGAAUUCAUGAGAAUGGGAAUACAAAGUUUGGCGACUUUACUUCCAUUUGUGAGGAGAGUUAAAUGGUUAGAGAGUCCAAUUGAGUUUGGGCAUGAUUUCAAGCAACAUUAUACCUAUGAUGUUAAUCAUUAUUACAAUGGAAAUACAUACUUUAGUAUUGCUGUGUGGGUGAGAAGUGAUGGAGAAGAAAGGGGGUAG
Molecule: messenger RNA, 2100 nt
Organism: Neltuma alba
Lineage: Eukaryota; Viridiplantae; Streptophyta; Magnoliopsida; Fabales; Fabaceae
Product: TMV resistance protein N-like
Exons: 5
Coding region: 1-2100 (699 amino acids)
Biological process (GO): defense response; signal transduction
Molecular function (GO): ADP binding
Source: RefSeq, a predicted model, not a curated record